AUGUCUCACCCUCCGCCGCCCUCCGCCGUCCCGGGCCCGGGCUCGGCGCCGGCUCACCACCAACGCCCGCCCGCCGCCACGCCCGACGCCACGCCAGGCAAGAUCCGCUUUUUCGGCUCCCAGGUCGGCGGCGAGUCCGUCGUCAACUACGGCUACACUGACAUGCCCAUGAAGCUGCUCAUGUGGGACAUGCGCAACUUCUUUGUCUACAUCUGGUUCCUCCCCUGGAUCGUCUGGCCCCUCAACCCGGCCAACAGCGGCGACUUUGACGAGCUCGCCUUCAACCGCUCAAAUGCCUGGUGCAUCUUUGUCCACCUCAUCCUCAUCGCCCUCCAGCUCGGCUUCAUCGUCGCCCUGCCCUUCUCGCUCCUGUUCCCAUUGUGGAUCGACGCCCUGGCCAUAGCGCUCUUCUUUACGCUCAACUGGGCAAUCUGCCUUCUCCUCAAUGGCAGGACCAAGACCAUGGUCUCAGACCCUAAGUAUGCGGUCGAGGAGGACCAUCCACACGAGCAGUGGAUCUUUCUCAACGGCGUGGCUGCAGGAGAAGCCUGGCUGGUCAGCAACAUCAAUCGCCUGGCGCUGACGUUCCGGCGUCCCGUCAUCGGCAUCCACAACCGCACGAGCGGCAUCCUGUUCGACGUCGUCGAGUGCCUGAUUCAGCGCAACUUUGGCUACGCCACCGGCGACGUGCGUGAGGCGUACAAGGUUGUCAAGGACAAGCUGUACAACCCGCAGUACUCAAAGGUCGUCUUCAUCCUGCACUCCCAGGGCGGCAUUGAGGGUGGGCUUGUGCUCGAUUGGCUCCUUCAGGAGAUGCCCCAGGACUUGCUGGCCAAGCUCGAGGUGUACACUUUUGGCAACGCCGCGAACCACUUCAACAACCCACACCUGCACGUCAAGGCCCAGGAAAUGCAGGAGCAGCACUCCGCAGCAGCACUGCGCCAUCACUGUGAUGGCGAGGCGAUCCCCGUGACCGACUCGCCGGUCGAGUACAAGUCAUCAGCAUCCCCCACCAACACUCGGUCAUCCAAACUUGCUGACCUGGCAAUGACCUCGUCGAGCACGACUAACGGCGACAGCAACAGCAACGCCAAGAUUCAAAACCGCGGGACCACAACCACCACAACAAACUCGGCAGCAGCCCACGUCAUCCCAGCCACCUCGGACCGCGUCAUAGCCCAUGUCGAGCACUACGCGCACACGACCGACUUUGUCGCGCUCUGGGGCGUCCUGCACUUCGCCACCGCGCAGAUGGCCAACAAGCAGCUACCCCGUUUCAUCGGGCGCGUCUUUGCCCGCACGAGCCCCCGUGGCGGCCACCAGUUCUGCCAGCAUUACCUGGACGGCAUGUUCCCGCUGGAGUUGGACCCACAUGGGGACGGCAAGAACGAUUUCCUGGGCUGCGCAGAGACAAACGAGUUCAUGGAGAGCAUCGUCGAGGACGCGGCAGCGGGCAGCGACGCUUUCGGGACAGGGCUUCCCACGACAACGGCGGCGACGACGAUGACGGCUGGACCUGGCGGCGACGGGCAGCAGCCGAGCAGACCUGUCGUCUCGACCGCCGAUGCCCGGCCCAAUCACACCGCCGCCGCCGCCACUAACACUGCCAGCAAGGAACAAGGGGAACCAUGGGACCUGCGCGAAGACCUCGCCACCUCCCUGGCCAUGCUGCUGCCCUUGCCCGACCGGGCCGCGGUCCUGCCCACCGCCGCCGACACCGAGGUCCAGUUCCACGGCGGCAGCGGGACUUUCGGGCCGGCACCCAGUCACAAGGGCCCAGUCCGCGUCAAGGAUCUGAGCAGGUUAUGGCUGUACCGCAACGGGCGCAGCCCGCCCGACGUGCCGAGGGGGAUGGCCGUCGGCGCGGACGGGCUGGCUCGGGGGCGGACGCUGUGA
Molecule: messenger RNA, 1896 nt
Organism: Microdochium trichocladiopsis
Lineage: Eukaryota; Fungi; Ascomycota; Sordariomycetes; Xylariales; Microdochiaceae
Exons: 2
Coding region: 1-1896 (631 amino acids)
Source: RefSeq, a predicted model, not a curated record